Molecule: messenger RNA, 1897 nt
Organism: Gossypium raimondii (Peruvian cotton)
Lineage: Eukaryota; Viridiplantae; Streptophyta; Magnoliopsida; Malvales; Malvaceae
Exons: 7
Coding region: 352-1608 (418 amino acids)
Source: RefSeq, a predicted model, not a curated record
CUGGAAACACACCUCUUCACACUUCUCUUUCUCUCUCUCUCUCUCUCUCUCCACAAUCCUUUUUUACAUUAUAUUUAAACCCUAAGCAUGAUUUCAUCACUACUUUAUGUAUUUAUAUCACCAGUCCCACUAGGCCAAACUUUAAGAAUAAUAAACUCCAUCGCCAUUUUGUGUGUUUUUCUUUUCUCCACCAAACUGCCUACUUAGAAGAAAAAGAAGAGAGCAAGAGUUUUUGUUGGCAAUGGUGAUGGAUGGUGCUGUUUGGAUCAGAGAAGAAGACGACGACAAUACUAAUGUACACAAAUAGAAACGAUUAUAGGGCAACAAACAACACCUAGAAAUCCCUCAAACAUGGUAUCUUGCUGUUGUAAGAUUCCCAUUUUUGUAUUCGUCUUUCUUCUUCUUCUUGUUAUUUCUUCUUCAAUUUGUGCCGCUCAUUCCUCGGAAACCGGCAAUUCCCAAGCAAAUAAUCAAACAUUCCGACCAGAAGAAGAGUUGAAGAAGCUGAAACUAGUAAGGGAACGACUCAACAAGAUCAACAAGCCAGCACUGAAGACGAUUCAGAGUCCAGAUGGUGAUAUUAUAGAUUGCGUCUUAUUGCGUCAUCAACCAGCUUUCGAUCAUCCUAAAUUAAAAGGAAAAAAACCUUUGGAUCCACCGGAGAGACCAAAUGGUCAUAAUCGAAAGGGGAUGGCGGCGGAAGAUUUUCAGAUGUGGAUGAUGUCGGGUGAAUCGUGUCCGGAAGGAACAAUUCCGAUCAGAAGAACAACAGAAGAAGACAUGUUAAGGGCCUCUUCUGUUGCAAGUUUUGGAAAGAAACCGACAAGACUUGUUAGAAGAGACUCGAGUAGCGAUGGCCAUGAGCAUGCAGUUGGGUAUGUGAGCGGAGAUGAAUAUUAUGGAGCAAAAGCUAACAUCAAUGUGUGGGCGCCUCGAGUCUCUAAUCAAUACGAAUUCAGCUUAUCUCAAUUGUGGGUCAUUUCUGGUUCAUUUGGCGACGAUCUCAACACCAUUGAAGCUGGAUGGCAGGUGAGUCCAGAGUUAUAUGGGGACUAUUAUCCAAGAUUCUUCACUUAUUGGACCAGCGACGCAUACCAAGCAACAGGGUGCUAUAAUUUGCUGUGUUCAGGAUUUGUGCAAACUAAUAAUAGAAUUGCUAUUGGAGCUGCAAUCUCCCCAACAUCAUCAUAUGGUGGCGGACAAUUUGACAUUAGUCUAUUGGUUUGGAAGGAUCCAAAGCAUGGGAAUUGGUGGCUGGAAUUCGGAUCAGGGAUUCUGGUAGGAUAUUGGCCGUCAAUAUUGUUCACCCACCUCAGAGAUCGUGCAAGCAUGGUACAAUUUGGUGGAGAAAUAGUGAACACAAGUCCUGGAGGUUCCCACACGUCAACAGAGAUGGGGAGUGGUCAUUUCGCUGGGGAAGGCUUUGGAAAGGCUUCUUAUUUUCGAAAUCUGCAAGUUGUUGAUUGGGAUAAUAACUUGAUCCCAUUACCAAACCUUAAGGUUCUUGCUGAUCAUCCCAAUUGCUAUGACAUCCAAGGAGGUAUUAAUACUGUUUGGGGCAAUUAUUUUUAUUAUGGAGGACCUGGAAGAAAUGUCAACUGCCCUUAAAGCCAAGGGUAUUGGAAUUAGAUGCUUUUUUAAAAAAAAAUUUAUUUUACUAUAUACAUAUUCCUUCAAUACUUUUUUGGGUGGUGAGUUUGGGUCUUUUUGGGGAAUUUUUAUAGUAAUUAUUUUUCCUUUUCUUAAUCCCAUUUUUUUUGUCUAUAUUGUUCUCUUUUUAUCUUUACUAGCAGGUGUCUAUUAAUUAUACCAGCUUUAGGACUUUAUGUAAUUGUGGAAAAAAUAGUGAAAUAAGCAUGGGUGUGAAAUUUUUCUUUUUGGUUACCUUUCCAUAAAA